This is a messenger RNA of Gossypium raimondii (Peruvian cotton), 2961 nucleotides long. RefSeq lists its product as hypothetical. The transcript has 17 exons. The coding region runs from base 118 to 2727 and encodes 869 amino acids. The record is from RefSeq and is a predicted model, not a curated record. Gene Ontology annotation, biological process: UDP-N-acetylglucosamine biosynthetic process. NCBI's taxonomy places the organism in Eukaryota, Viridiplantae, Streptophyta, Magnoliopsida, Malvales, Malvaceae. Gene Ontology annotation, molecular function: UDP-N-acetylglucosamine diphosphorylase activity.
CCCAACUCUUCACAAACUUCACUUCCUGUUUUUCUCCGCAUGAUCCUCGGUAUAUGCUUCCACAAAAUUCUCUUCUUAUCCCCCCUUCCCCCCUCCCCUUUCUUCCCAUUCUAAUCAAUGGCGGCCACCACCACCAUAACACCUUGUUCUUCUUCUAUUCUUCUCCAUAAUAAUAACAAAACAAACCCUUUUUUCCACUCUUUAAACCCCAAAAAACCAUCUCUUCUCUUCCACCCUUUUCCUACCCUUUCUUUCUCUUCAUCUCUCUCCUCUUCUACUCCACCACCACCACUAUGUGCCCCACGCGUAUCCACCGCAACUAUAGAGUACGCGCCGCCUGCUCCAGACUCCAAUUUCCACCAUGAAAUCUCUCGCUUAAAAGCUCUUCGUUUAAAGCUUUCAUCUUCCACAACCCUCAAGCAAAAGCUCAAAAUCCUUGACUCUGAUGCUAAAGUCAAGUUCUUUUUAAACACCCAUGGUUAUAAAAAGGUUUUGAGUUCACUCGGUUUGGGCUUAAACGAAUUGUUUUUGGUUAAGUCCAUGGUUGCAGCUGGUCAAGACCAUGUGUUCGACAUGGGUUUUGGUUUUGAAGAUAGGGAAAUGAGUUCAGUGAAGACGGCGCUUUAUUCAUUGGCCAAAAUCAUUGAAAAAUGGGACUUCAGCAAUGGCGGCAAUGGCAAUGGUGGAAGAGAGAAUCAAAACGGCGGUGUUUUGGUGGGUGAGGACACUCAACAAGACUUCAACAACCUGUUGAAGGUUUUAGGUGAAGUUGAAGAGUUUUAUGAUUGCAUUGGUGGAAUUAUAGGGUAUCAAAUAAUGGUGCUUGAGUUACUUGCACAAUCCUCAUUUGAAACUCAAUCUAUAAACAAUUCCAAUCAUUUACAUGAAUCAAUGGAAUGUCAGUUUUUAGAAAUUCAUCCUCCUAUUGGUUGUGACCUUUCAUCAAACACUGAAUAUGCAUCUCAAGCUGCUUUAUGGGGAAUUGAGGGUUUGCCAGAUUUAGGUGAAAUAUAUCCACUGGGAGGUUCAGCUGAUAGGCUUGGUUUGGUUGAUUCUGAAACUGGUGAAUGUCUUCCAGCUGCAAUGCUUCCUUAUUGUGGCAGAACAUUGUUAGAAGGUCUUGUAAGAGAUCUUCAGGCUAGAGAGUUCCUUUACUUCAAGCUAUAUGGCAAACAAUGCAUCACUCCUGUUGCGAUCAUGACGAGUUCGGCUAAGAACAACCAUGAACAUAUCACUUCGCUUUGUGAAAAACUCGGAUGGUUUGGAAGAGGCCGGUCAAGUUUUCGACUCUUUGAACAGCCUUUAGUCCCUGCCGUAAGUGCCGAAGACGGACAAUGGCUGGUUAGGAAACCAUUUGUGCCUGUUUGUAAGCCUGGUGGUCAUGGUGUAAUAUGGAAACUCGCAUACGAUAAAGGUGUUUUUCAAUGGUUUUAUGAUCAUGGAAGGAAAGGUGCUACCGUUCGGCAAGUCAGUAAUGUUGUCGCUGCUACUGAUGUGACCCUCUUGGCAUUGGCGGGGAUCGGUUUACAUCAUGGAAAGAAACUCGGGUUCGCGUCCUGCAAGAGGAAUAUGGGUGCUACGGAAGGAAUCAAUGUUCUAAUUGAGAAGAACCUCGAUGGGGAGUGGGCAUACGGUUUGUCAUGCAUUGAAUACACUGAGUUUGAUAAGUUUGGAAUCACAAGCGGACAUCAUUCACCUAAUAGUUUGCAGGCAGAGUUCCCUGCUAAUACGAACAUUCUUUAUGUGGAUCUACCUUCAGUUGAGUUAGUUGCAUCGAGUAGAAGUGAAAGAAGUUUACCCGGAAUGGUUUUAAAUACGAAAAAGUCAAUUGUAUACACGGAUUAUUUUGGAAACCGGCACAGUGUUCCCGGUGGCAGGCUUGAGUGCACUAUGCAAAACAUCGCGGAUAAUUUUCUUAAUACAUAUCCAUCUAGGUGUUUCAAGGGUGUGGAAGAUAAUUUGGAUACCUUUAUUGUUUAUAACGAACGAAGAAGGGUCACAUCAUCCGCUAAGAAGAAAAGAAAACCUUCGGACACCUCACUUCACCAGACUCCUGAAGGUUCACUGUUGGAUAUCAUGCGGAAUGCUUAUGAUCUUCUUUCAUGGUGCGAUAUUGAUCUUCCCGAGGUUGAAAGUAACGAUAAAUACGUUGACUCCAGACCACCGUUUCUCAUCUUUCUACAUCCCGCACUCGGACCAGUUUGGGAGGUCACCAGGCAGAAAUUUAGCGGAGGUUCCAUCUCUAAGGGCUCGGAGUUACAAGUCGAAGUAGCAGAGUUCUUGUGGAGAAACAUUCAGCUCGAUGGGAGCAUGAUUAUUGUAGCUGAAAACAUUAUGGGCUCGACUAGGAUCGAUGACAAAGGUGAACUGAUAUUACAACACGGACACAGGUGUGGAAGAUGUAAGUUAUGUAACGUAACGGUCCUGAAUGACGGAGUUGACUGGACUUCCGGAGACAACGUUUAUUGGAAGCAUGACAUUCGCCGUUCCGAGGCACUUAAGGUUAUAUUACACGGAAAUGCCGAGUUUGAGGCCUACAAUGUUAUCAUACAGGGAAAUCAUGUAUUUGAAGUCCCAGAUGGCUAUAAAAUGAAGAUUACUGCUGGAGAUUCAGGUUUAGUCGUUCAGAUGGACCUGAUUCCGCAGAAUCUGAUGGAUAACGGAAGUUGGUUCUGGAAAUACGAUACCAAAGGCAGCCACAUUUUGCUGGAAUUGGUAGAGUUGUAAAAAAGAUCAUCGCCCAAUGAUUAACUCUUUGGUUUACGCGAAUCACUGUUCGCUAUCACUGAGCUUCAACCACUUUAGUUCUGAUCGGUUGAACAUAAGUCUAACCUGUCCUAUACUAGUAAAUAUUCGAGUUUACCGGUAUUAGCUUGAUGUGCAUACAUUCGUUUUUUUCUUAUCGGAAAAAUGUAAACGAACAAUGUAUAAGUUCUAUCAAUGAAAUUUGUAUUCAUAUAA